Molecule: messenger RNA, 1863 nt
Organism: [Torrubiella] hemipterigena
Lineage: Eukaryota; Fungi; Ascomycota; Sordariomycetes; Hypocreales; Clavicipitaceae
Source: the annotation of a GenBank genome assembly
CUGGACGCGGUAGCCAGCGUGGGGGCGAGCUUUCAGUAUGACGCCAGUCACGUGCGAGCGACCAGCAAGCUCAAACAGCUUUUAGCUAUGCUUCUGGCCUGCUUUGUAUUUUCGCAACCGUUUCACCCUGCACGGACAUUGAUCAAGCAGGUGUACAAUACUAUAUAACGGGAUGUCCGACUACCCGCGUAGGAGAUCUCGCUCCAGAUCUCCUUCCAGAAAGGCACCCAAAGGCAGCGGUGGCUUUAGAUGGAAAGAUCGUCGGCAAGACGACUCUCGCGACCAGCGCGACUCUCGGGAUAGAGGCCGACAUGAAUCGAAUCGCCCGCGAGAAUACAGAGAUCGUUCGCCCCAAAGAGACCGCGGCGGUUACUCCAGGGAUGCUGACCGGCAGUCUGGAGACUCUCGCAAGCCCGAUUUAGAUCGCAAGGGCGACGAGCGAGGACACGACUCCAAAAAGGAAAAGAAGGAAAAGAAGCCAAAGAAGGCGGCACCAGUUGGACCUGGCCAAGAAAUGAUUAUUGUCCAUAUCAAUGAUCGGUUGGGCACCAAAUCAGCAGUCCCUUGCCUGCCCAGCGACACCGUCGGGCAACUCAAAAUGAUGAUUGCAGCCCGCAUCGGCCGAAAAGCAAACCAAAUCAUGCUAAGACGACAAGGAGAACGCCCCUUUAAAGACCAACUCACGUUAGACGACUACGGUAUUUCGAAUGGAGUGCAGUUGGACCUUGAGAUUGACACUGGAGAUUGAGGAGACGAUGUUAUCUCUUGGCUAGCAGUGCAAGUGCCACGAAGCGCCACCCUUUAUAUAAACUAGUACAGCAUGCUAGCGGCUGCUCUGAGACAGAAGUUGAGGCUGCCAUUUGCAUCGGGCGAGAAAACCUGUGGCCCAUACGCCAAUCGAUCCCUCACACAAUCAGAACGUAUAUGGGCAGUGAAUUCUAGGAGAGGAGACACGGGCGCAUCUCAGAUUUGGGACCUGACGGUUUCCAGAGUGACUUGAAAUACCCUAUGUUUUCUCCUCAGUUUUCAGGACACUUUGUGUGUUGUUUUCCUGGCUCAUCUAACCACAAGCAGACUUGGCUGCGGCUGUCUGCGUUUUAGAUGUAUUUCUAUACUAUUAUGAAGUAAUGAUACCCAAGACAAGCCCCCUUUUCAAAAUGAGGAUCAAAGAUCGAAAGUACGAGAUAUAUAUUUUGGAUUUCAAUCAUGCGUGCAAGUAAUAAAUGUUUCCAUUAAUCAUUCAACACGAUAGGAGACGCGGAGUUUUGUACGCCGUGUUAAGGAACCCCAGCCCAGAGCUGAGAAUGGGCUGGUGGAAGAGGCGUGAGUUGAAACAAUGGGCGUUCUCGACGUAGUACAGGCAAAAUUGUAAUGGGCGAUAUGUUUAUCCAAACAAGCGACAGUUUCGCUACGAGUACUUAUUGAGAGCCAAGGGGUUCUUUCAUCUGAAAGCUCAACGCGUCGACACGCCGCGGUUAGCAAACGUAUGUAAGCAGCCAUCAGCCCGGUCUGGCUAGCCUGCAGAUAUCGGUGAACGGGUAACAGGUCUUUCCAACGUUGGGAGAUCGUCUCCUGCGGGGGACCGGUUUAGUGCUGUAAACAUAUAGCAGCAGGGAAAUUGGGAGGGCCCACGCGCCACCUUCGUUCCUUUUUUGGGAGGAGGAGGGCGGCAGGUCUCCGCUUGCCUGCGUCUCUAUUUUGUGCUUUCUCCGGGCGGCCAAAUUGUAGGGAGUAGUAGCAGCGUUUGCUGUCAUAUUUCUGCUGUAUUUUAAAAAGAAAAGAUAAAUAAAUAAAUGGUAUGAGCGUGAUAUUAUAAGAAACGAAUAAACAUGUAAACCGUCAAGAAAAGAAAAUAACCACACG